This is a messenger RNA of Odobenus rosmarus divergens (Pacific walrus), 1093 nucleotides long. RefSeq names its product CDC42 effector protein (Rho GTPase binding) 3 (gene CDC42EP3). Lineage: Eukaryota; Metazoa; Chordata; Mammalia; Carnivora; Odobenidae. The transcript has a single exon. Bases 255 to 1019 code for a protein of 254 amino acids. The record is from RefSeq and is a predicted model, not a curated record.
GGUUUCCUUUCCAGGUUUCUCCUCGUCGUGGAAGGGGUUGGAUGAUGUCCCUGGCUCUCCAGGACGCCCCUCCUUGGCUGUAAUUGCAGGAAGGCCUCUUAAACCCCGGCUCAUCUCCCAGCCACUUCUGGAAGCUACUUGAGAAAAAAAAAAUGAUGUGACAGAUCCUAUCAGAAAGGAUUUUCGGAAACCUAACACCUUCGAAGAAAGUGGCCCUUUUCCCUUUCUCAAAGUAGACAUUCUCCAAUUCCAAAAUGCCAGCCAAGACCCCGAUUUACCUAAAAGCUGCCAAUAACAAGAAAGGCAAGAAAUUUAAACUGAGGGACAUUUUGUCCCCCGAUAUGAUUAGCCCUCCCCUGGGAGACUUCCGCCACACCAUUCACAUCGGCAAAGAAGGUCAGCACGACGUCUUCGGCGACAUCUCGUUCUUGCAAGGGAACUACGAGCUGCUCCCGGGAAACCAGGAGAGAGCGCGCCUGGGCCCGUUCCCGGGGCACAGCGAGUUCCUGCGGGCCAACAGCACCUCCGACUCCGUGUUCACGGACACGCCCUCCCCCGUGCUCAAAAACGCCAUCUCCCUCCCGACCAUCGGAGGGUCGCAGGCGCUCAUGUUGCCCUUGCUGUCGCCGGUGACGUUUCAUUCCAAACAGGAGUCCUUUGGGCCGGCCAAGCUGCCCCGGCUUAGCUGUGAGCCGGUCGUGGAGGAAAAGGCCCCGGAGAAGAGCAGUCUGCUGGGGAACGGGACGGGCCACCAGGGAGACGUCUCGUGGGGCUCCAGCGGCUCCGCGUCGCAGUCCAGCCAGGGCAGGGACAGCCACUCCUCCAGCCUCUCCGAACAGUACCCCGACUGGCCGGCCGAGGACAUGUUUGACCAUCCUGCCCCAUGCCAGCUUGUCAAGGAGAAGACGAAGUCGGAGGAGUCCCUCUCCGACCUCACAGGUUCCCUCCUCUCCCUACAGCUCGAUCUGGGGCCCUCCUUUUUGGAUGAGGUGCUGAAUGUCAUGGAUAAAAAUAAGUAACGGACACCGCCGACUCUUGGCCUUUGGGGGGAAAAGGUAUCAAAAAAUAAAAACUAAACUAAACCACAGUCGAA